AUGAAUUUUGCCAAUUUUAGUCCUAAUUUCAAAUGUUUUAUCCUUCUCAAUCAAUAUAUCACUGUUGACUACGUGAACAAUAGCUUCUUCAUCUUUGACGAGCAAGAUAUACUGCGUCUUCGAAACGACUGGAGAAUAAUUGCACAAACAGGUUCGAGUGCACAAGAUCAAUUGCCUUAUUUUCUGUCUCCGGAGCAAGUGGCAGUUCUUGUUCUCUAUGGAGCUGCUCGUGUACGAGUGUCAGUGAAGAAUGCCCUGAGGUUGCAGCAGAACGCGGUUCUUGAGAAGGAAUUCAAUUCGGGCGUUAAUAACGAUGAAGAGUGCUCUUCAGAGAGGAACGAUGAUAUGAUGUCCAAAAAUGAUUCAAGGUUCAUUGCAUUCAAGAAAAUUGAUCCAAACGAGGAGCAACACUGCUGGCUAAACGAAUUCGAGGUACCAAUGCCAUGCACCCGUGAUCACCGUGCUAGAAAUAUUGUGUUCCACGACUUGUGGCGUAAAGGAUAUUACCUAACUAGCGGAGAGCAGUAUGGUUGUGCAUAUCUAGUCUAUGAAGGUAUCCCUGGAGAAGUACAUGCGAAAUACUUGCUCGAUUUUGUGAUGGACGACGAGGAAGCAUCAAUGAUCAACAUUAUUUCUUUGGUUCGAGUCGCAACACAGGUGAAAAAGGAGCUUCUACUGGCGGUGGUCGCAUCUGACAGUAGUCAUCCUCACUACAUCAGUUUCAACAGAUUCAGACCUUAUUCGAAAGAGUAUGAGUAA
This is a messenger RNA of Necator americanus (New World hookworm), 759 nucleotides long. RefSeq lists its product as uncharacterized. The coding region runs from base 1 to 759 and encodes 252 amino acids. Lineage: Eukaryota; Metazoa; Nematoda; Chromadorea; Rhabditida; Ancylostomatidae. Gene Ontology annotation, biological process: tRNA-type intron splice site recognition and cleavage; tRNA splicing, via endonucleolytic cleavage and ligation. Gene Ontology annotation, molecular function: tRNA-intron lyase activity; nucleic acid binding. The transcript has 8 exons. The record is from RefSeq and is a predicted model, not a curated record.